This is a messenger RNA of Sorex fumeus (smoky shrew), 1224 nucleotides long. RefSeq names its product mitochondrial methionyl-tRNA formyltransferase (gene MTFMT). Gene Ontology annotation, biological process: conversion of methionyl-tRNA to N-formyl-methionyl-tRNA; biosynthetic process. The coding region runs from base 6 to 1136 and encodes 376 amino acids. The record is from RefSeq and is a predicted model, not a curated record. Gene Ontology annotation, molecular function: methionyl-tRNA formyltransferase activity. Lineage: Eukaryota; Metazoa; Chordata; Mammalia; Eulipotyphla; Soricidae. Gene Ontology annotation, cellular component: mitochondrion. The transcript has 9 exons.
AGGUGAUGAGGGUGCUGGUUCGGUGCUGCUGGGGACGCGGGCUAGCGGCGGGCGACGCGGGCGCGGGGUGCAGCCCCGGUUCCCCAUGGCGGGCGCUGUGCGCUGCUGGCGGGAAGGACGGCCGGGCCGCCCGAGUGCGCGAGAAGCCGCCCUGGCGAGUGCUUUUCUUCGGCACAGACCAGUUUGCCCGCGAGACGCUGCGGGCGCUGCACGCCGCCAGGGAAAACAAAGCAGAGGAGUUAAUCGAAAGGCUGGAGGUGGUGACGGUGCCCAGCCUGUCCGCGAGGGGACUGCCAGUCAAGCAGUUUGCUGAACAGUCUCAGCUUUUGGUUCACGAGUGGCCGGAAGUGGGCUCUGGAGACUAUGACGUGGGUGUGGUGGCUUCGUUUGGCCGGCUUUUGAGUGAGGAUCUUAUUCUUAAAUUUCCCUAUGGUGUCCUCAACGUCCAUCCCAGUUGCCUCCCGAGGUGGCGUGGUCCAGCUCCCAUCAUCCACACUGUGCUUCACGGAGACACAGUCACUGGAGUGACCAUUAUGCAAAUCAGACCUAAAAGGUUUGAUAUAGGCCCAAUUCUCAAACAGGAAACAGUUCCUGUGCCACCGAAGGUCACUGCAAAGGAACUGGAAACUGCGUUGUCAAGACUGGGCGCCAGCAUGCUGAUUUCAGUUUUGAAGAAUCUACCUGAAAGUGUGAAAAGCGGGAAGCCUCAGCCCACGGAGGGCGCCACCCAUGCCCCUAAAAUAUCUGCUGGUAUUGGCUGUGUAAAAUGGGAAGAACAAACUUCAGAACAAAUACUCAGACUUUACCGUGCCAUCGGAAGUAUAGUUCCGUUGCAGACACUCUGGAUGGAUACCGUCGUCAAGCUUCUGGAUUUGGUAGAAGUUGAGAGUUCAGUCCUCACCGAUGCAAAGUUAACUGGACAGGCUGUCAUUCCAGGGUCUAUAAUAUACCACAGAAAGUCACAGAUACUCCUGGUCGGUUGCAAGGAUGGCUGGGUCGGUGUUCAGUCAGUGAUCCUCAGGAAAAGACUAACAGCUACUGAUUUCUACAAUGGUUAUUUGCACUCCUGGUACCAGAAAAAUUCCCAGGUUCAACCAAGCCAGUGCAGAUUUCAGACUCAGACUCCCAAAAAAUAAGCAGGGGACAAAAAUUGUGGCUCUGCAGCAGUCCAGUAAGUACUUCGGAAGAAGAUGGACAGGACCUUCUGCAUAUGUGGAACAUGUC